Molecule: messenger RNA, 603 nt
Organism: Oxyura jamaicensis (ruddy duck)
Lineage: Eukaryota; Metazoa; Chordata; Aves; Anseriformes; Anatidae
Gene: FAM219B
Product: family with sequence similarity 219 member B
Exons: 7
Coding region: 1-537 (178 amino acids)
Source: RefSeq, a predicted model, not a curated record
AUGGCGACGGGCGGCGGCGGCGGGCCCGGGGCUGCGGGCCGGGAGGGGGCGGGGCGGGGCCGGGCGCCGCCCCGGGGCGAGAGCAGGCGGCCGAGCGCUCGGGGCAGCGCCGGGGCGGAGAGGAGGGGCCCCUACCUGCUCUGCCGCCCCCCCGCCGGCCACGCCAAGCUCCAGCGGCCGCGGGAGCCGGCGAAGGCGGCGCCGCGAUGGCACGGGCUGCUGGGGGGGACCCCGAGAAAGGCAGCGGCUAAAAGCAGGUCCGCGAGGUCCCGUGGGGGCUACGUGGCGCUCAGCCAGGUGGCAGAGGACGGCCUGGUGUCCCCCAGCUCGGGCAGCGAUGGGGAGCUGGAAUCGAGGGGCUCCUCCGGCUACUCCUCCGCCGAGGUGAACCAGGAGCUGAGCCGGCAGCUGCUGCAGGACGGCUACCACCUGGACGAGGUCCCUGACGACGAGGACCUGGACCUCAUCCCCCCGAAACCCGCCGCCGCCCCGUGCCCGUGGUGCUUCGGGGACUCCCUCUGCUGCGUGCUGCAGUAGGCACGGCUCCCCACGGCCCUCGGGGAGUCUGGUGGCACCCCAGGAGCUGCGCUGCGCCCCGAGGUC